Messenger RNA from Penicillium robsamsonii, 777 nucleotides. Its product is annotated as peroxiredoxin-like family protein. The record is from RefSeq and is a predicted model, not a curated record. The transcript has 2 exons. The coding region runs from base 1 to 777 and encodes 258 amino acids. Lineage: Eukaryota; Fungi; Ascomycota; Eurotiomycetes; Eurotiales; Aspergillaceae.
AUGGCAAACCUCAAUUUUCCAGUCGAAGGACCGGAUUUCCUGACUGAUGAUACACUCCAUGAAGCUUAUGAGCUGGAGAUUGAAUCAGACAAGGGUAAUAAAGUUCGAUUCGGAGAACUCGUAGCAGGGAAAGGGGAUACGAUAACAACGAUCGUCAUUUUUAGUGGGUUUUACGCCAUUCGAUCAGUACGCCACUUCUUCUGCGUCUACGACCAAGACUACAUUCGAACUGUAGCUAGCCAAAUGACCCAAAAAUUACUGGAUACAGUACCCGCCAGUGCCCGACCAGCUCAAGUCAUCAUGCUCGGCUGCGGAGACCACAGCCUCAUUUCUUCCUAUAUGGAAGAGACAUCGAACGAAUUCCCAAUCUACACUGAUUCGUCAGGGAGGAUAUACAAAAAACUACAGAUGAAGAGGACAAUGCGCGGAUUCACAGAGCCACCGCCAUAUUCUAACUACACAUUGCCUACUGGUUUUGUGGAAUGUUUAAAGCAGAUAUGGAAACGUGGAUGGGCUGGUCUCCGUGGGGGCAAUUGGACUCAGCAGGGUGGUGAGUGGAUAUUUCAACGGGGAAAACUACGAUAUGCACAUCGGAUGGAAGGAGCGCAUGAUCAUCUUACUGCGGAGCAGUUGCUGGAGAUCUUGAAUGUGGCAUAUGGUGAAGGUGAUGAUUCACCCUCUACCAGGGAGGGAGGGGAAAACACCGAUGGAGAAGUGCAGGGAACAAAUUGUGAGAGCCGAGGGCUAGGCACGGAAUACAUAUAUUUCAGACCUUAG